Molecule: messenger RNA, 1265 nt
Organism: Rubroshorea leprosula
Lineage: Eukaryota; Viridiplantae; Streptophyta; Magnoliopsida; Malvales; Dipterocarpaceae
Source: the annotation of a GenBank genome assembly
AUCUAAGGAUCUAUCUGGCUCUUUAUCAACUUGAGAAAGCAACGAGUUGCUGGUUGUUGGCUGUUGUUCCUCUUCAGCUCUCCUCGGAGUGAUUGCUAUUUGUUUCUGUCAUUUGGAGUUCAAAUUGUUGAAUAUGUUGAUGAUAUUGCUAUCUGUUUGUCCUUUUAUGUUCAAUUCAAAUGCUGAAUCUAUCGAUGUUAGAAUAUUGGAUCUAUUCUUACUCAUACUCACCAGGCGUUUGUUCUCAUGCUUACCAGGCGUUUGUUCCCAUGCUCACCAGGAGUUUUGUCACGCCCCAGAACUCAAAUCUAAGGGCGAAAAUAGAUGCCGUACACUUAUGAGAGGAUCCCACAAAUGCACAAGAUUCAGAACUUGUUAAAUUCAUAAUUACAAUCCAUAGAACAAUUUUGCAAAAAUCUGAAAAUAAAAUUUAUUCUGCAAACCUAAUUAUAAAAUAAGCUAAGUCCAAAUAUUGUGGCUAGUCUAACUCCAAGAUAAUCUAAGUCUGAAACACAAAUGGCUAGCCUUUUAGCUCGUCACUCCCAUCAAUUUUCUUACGUCUUAGGUUUUAGUACCUGAAAUGGUGGGCGAGGAAAAAUUGUGAGAUAACUCAGUAAGUAAGAAUAUGGAUUGCCCUUAAUUAAAAUUUAUAGCAUGCCAACAAGUGUAAUCACGUAUCAAAAAAAAUAAAACUGGUACAAGUACAGGAAUGAAAUAGACGUCUCCUCUAUAGGUUAUGGCCAGCAUUUAUAAACCUCCCACUGGCGAGUACAGUAGUAACGAGUGUAUUAUCCCACUGGCAAGAAUAUAAGAUGAACCAGUUCCUAGGAAUACAUGGCAUGUGCUAGCGUUUAUAAACCUCCCAUUAACGGGCAUAGUAAAACAUGACCAUAUUGGAGACAAAACGAGGCAGGAUUUAACAGGAAAAUCAUAAUUUACAAAUAAUUUCUAGAUCAUCAGGGCAGUUGAGUAAACUCCAAGUAGGCAUGCUCAACUCAAUGAAAAUGAUAAUAAUUUUAUUUCAAACCAAUCAUGCUCGUGUUUGUGUAAAACGAGUUUAGUCCCGCCACCAUUUCAAACCAUUUCAUAAACCAUCGGAAAUAUGUUUUCAAAAACCUUUACCUCAAAUCCAAAAGCAUUACCAUACUUUUACUUACCUCUUCUUGUAGGAUUACAACAGCAAGUAUUCAAGGUUUCAAGGACAUGGUGGUGACUUAGAACCUAUUUCAUAAUUAAGAACAACAGGGUCACAACUUGCCUUAUUC